Molecule: messenger RNA, 4197 nt
Organism: Schistocerca serialis cubense
Lineage: Eukaryota; Metazoa; Arthropoda; Insecta; Orthoptera; Acrididae
Exons: 2
Coding region: 1-4197 (1398 amino acids)
Source: RefSeq, a predicted model, not a curated record
AUGGAAUUCAACUUCUACACGACGACACAAGCUCAGCACAAUAGGCUGUGGGGCGGUAGUACUGGACCAAGUGACACAUCAGAGGCACGCUCGCUUACCAACGUGACACCGGACCCUGCCCACUAUACCACAUACCACUGGUAUCGCGCUCCAGAGGCACGCUCGCUUACCAACGUGACACCGGACCCUGCCCACUAUACCACAUACCACUGGUAUCGCGCUCCAGAGGCACGCUCGCUUACCAACGUGACACCGGACCCUGCCCACUAUACCACAUACCACUGGUAUCGCGCUCCAGAGGCACGCUCGCUUACCAACGUGACACCGGACCCUGCCCACUAUACCACAUACCACUGGUAUCGCGCUCCAGAGGCACGCUCGCUUACCAACGUGACACCGGACCCUGCCCACUAUACCACAUACCACUGGUAUCGCGCUCCAGAGGCACGCUCGCUUACCAACGUGACACCGGACCCUGCCCACUAUACCACAUACCACUGGUAUCGCGCUCCAGAGGCACGCUCGCUUACCAACGUGACACCGGACCCUGCCCACUAUACCACAUACCACUGGUAUCGCGCUCCAGAGGCACGCUCGCUUACCAACGUGACACCGGACCCUGCCCACUAUACCACAUACCACUGGUAUCGCGCUCCAGAGGCACGCUCGCUUACCAACGUGACACCGGACCCUGCCCACUAUACCACAUACCACUGGUAUCGCGCUCCAGAGGCACGCUCGCUUACCAACGUGACACCGGACCCUGCCCACUAUACCACAUACCACUGGUAUCGCGCUCCAGAGGCACGCUCGCUUACCAACGUGACACCGGACCCUGCCCACUAUACCACAUACCACUGGUAUCGCGCUCCAGAGGCACGCUCGCUUACCAACGUGACACCGGACCCUGCCCACUAUACCACAUACCACUGGUAUCGCGCUCCAGAGGCACGCUCGCUUACCAACGUGACACCGGACCCUGCCCACUAUACCACAUACCACUGGUAUCGCGCUCCAGAGGCACGCUCGCUUACCAACGUGACACCGGACCCUGCCCACUAUACCACAUACCACUGGUAUCGCGCUCCAGAGGCACGCUCGCUUACCAACGUGACACCGGACCCUGCCCACUAUACCACAUACCACUGGUAUCGCGCUCCAGAGGCACGCUCGCUUACCAACGUGACACCGGACCCUGCCCACUAUACCACAUACCACUGGUAUCGCGCUCCAGAGGCACGCUCGCUUACCAACGUGACACCGGACCCUGCCCACUAUACCACAUACCACUGGUAUCGCGCUCCAGAGGCACGCUCGCUUACCAACGUGACACCGGACCCUGCCCACUAUACCACAUACCACUGGUAUCGCGCUCCAGAGGCACGCUCGCUUACCAACGUGACACCGGACCCUGCCCACUAUACCACAUACCACUGGUAUCGCGCUCCAGAGGCACGCUCGCUUACCAACGUGACACCGGACCCUGCCCACUAUACCACAUACCACUGGUAUCGCGCUCCAGAGGCACGUUCGCUUACCAACGUGACACCGGACCCUGCCCACUAUACCACAUACCACUGGUAUCGCGCUCCAGAGGCACGCUCGCUUACCAACGUGACACCGGACCCUGCCCAAUAUACCACAUACCACUGGUAUCGCGCUCCAGAGGCACGCUCGCUUACCAACGUGACACCGGACCCUGCCCACUAUACCACAUACCACUGGUAUCGCGCUCCAGAGGCACGCUCGCUUACCAACGUGACACCGGACCCUGCCCACUAUACCACAUACCACUGGUAUCGCGCUCCAGAGGCACGCUCGCUUACCAACGUGACACCGGACCCUGCCCACUAUACCACAUACCACUGGUAUCGCGCUCCAGAGGCACGCUCGCUUACCAACGUGACACCGGACCCUGCCCACUAUACCACAUACCACUGGUAUCGCGCUCCAGAGGCACGCUCGCUUACCAACGUGACACCGGACCCUGCCCACUAUACCACAUACCACUGGUAUCGCGCUCCAGAGGCACGCUCGCUUACCAACGUGACACCGGACCCUGCCCACUAUACCACAUACCACUGGUAUCGCGCUCCAGAGGCACGCUCGCUUACCAACGUGACACCGGACCCUGCCCACUAUACCACAUACCACUGGUAUCGCGCUCCAGAGGCACGCUCGCUUACCAACGUGACACCGGACCCUGCCCACUAUACCACAUACCACUGGUAUCGCGCUCCAGAGGCACGCUCGCUUACCAACGUGACACCGGACCCUGCCCACUAUACCACAUACCACUGGUAUCGCGCUCCAGAGGCACGCUCGCUUACCAACGUGACACCGGACCCUGCCCACUAUACCACAUACCACUGGUAUCGCGCUCCAGAGGCACGCUCGCUUACCAACGUGACACCGGACCCUGCCCACUAUACCACAUACCACUGGUAUCGCGCUCCAGAGGCACGCUCGCUUACCAACGUGACACCGGACCCUGCCCACUAUACCACAUACCACUGGUAUCGCGCUCCAGAGGCACGCUCGCUUACCAACGUGACACCGGACCCUGCCCACUAUACCACAUACCACUGGUAUCGCGCUCCAGAGGCACGCUCGCUUACCAACGUGACACCGGACCCUGCCCACUAUACCACAUACCACUGGUAUCGCGCUCCAGAGGCACGCUCGCUUACCAACGUGACACCGGACCCUGCCCACUAUACCACAUACCACUGGUAUCGCGCUCCAGAGGCACGCUCGCUUACCAACGUGACACCGGACCCUGCCCACUAUACCACAUACCACUGGUAUCGCGCUCCAGAGGCACGCUCGCUUACCAACGUGACACCGGACCCUGCCCACUAUACCACAUACCACUGGUAUCGCGCUCCAGAGGCACGCUCGCUUACCAACGUGACACCGGACCCUGCCCACUAUACCACAUACCACUGGUAUCGCGCUCCAGAGGCACGCUCGCUUACCAACGUGACACCGGACCCUGCCCACUAUACCACAUACCACUGGUAUCGCGCUCCAGAGGCACGCUCGCUUACCAACGUGACACCGGACCCUGCCCACUAUACCACAUACCACUGGUAUCGCGCUCCAGAGGCACGCUCGCUUACCAACGUGACACCGGACCCUGCCCACUAUACCACAUACCACUGGUAUCGCGCUCCAGAGGCACGCUCGCUUACCAACGUGACACCGGACCCUGCCCACUAUACCACAUACCACUGGUAUCGCGCUCCAGAGGCACGCUCGCUUACCAACGUGACACCGGACCCUGCCCACUAUGCCACAUACCACUGGUAUCGCGCUCCAGAGGCACGCUCGCUUACCAACGUGACACCGGACCCUGCCCACUAUGCCACAUACCACUGGUAUCGCGCUCCAGAGGCACGCUCGCUUACCAACGUGACACCGGACCCUGCCCACUAUGCCACAUACCACUGGUAUCGCGCUCCAGAGGCACGCUCGCUUACCAAUGUGACACCGGACCCUGCCCACUAUGCCACAUACCACUGGUAUCGCGCUCCAGAGGCACGCUCGCUUACCAACGUGACACCGGACCCUGCCCACUAUACCACAUACCACUGGUAUCGCGCUCCAGAGGCACGCUCGCUUACCAACGUGACACCGGACCCUGCCCACUAUACCACAUACCACUGGUAUCGCGCUCCAGAGGCACGCUCGCUUACCAACGUGACACCGGACCCUGCCCACUAUACCACAUACCACUGGUAUCGCGCUCCAGAGGCACGCUCGCUUACCAACGUGACACCGGACCCUGCCCACUAUACCACAUACCACUGGUAUCGCGCUCCAGAGGCACGCUCGCUUACCAACGUGACACCGGACCCUGCCCACUAUACCACAUACCACUGGUAUCGCGCUCCAGAGGCACGCUCGCUUACCAACGUGACACCGGACCCUGCCCACUAUACCACAUACCACUGGUAUCGCGCUCCAGAGGCACGCUCGCUUACCAACGUGACACCGGACCCUGCCCACUAUACCACAUACCACUGGUAUCGCGCUCCAGAGGCACGCUCGCUUACCAACGUGACACCGGACCCUGCCCACUAUACCACAUACCACUGGUAUCGCGCUCCAGAGGCACGCUCGCUUACCAACGUGACACCGGACCCUGCCCACUAUACCACAUACCACUGGUAUCGCGCUACAGCGACUGCGUGA